Molecule: messenger RNA, 2597 nt
Organism: Osmerus eperlanus (European smelt)
Lineage: Eukaryota; Metazoa; Chordata; Actinopteri; Osmeriformes; Osmeridae
Product: synaptic vesicle glycoprotein 2C-like
Exons: 13
Coding region: 385-2550 (721 amino acids)
Biological process (GO): transmembrane transport; chemical synaptic transmission
Cellular component (GO): synaptic vesicle membrane
Molecular function (GO): transmembrane transporter activity
Source: RefSeq, a predicted model, not a curated record
CUCCGCCACUAUGCUUUAUUGGACUGCUGCAGAGGCACCGCUGCAUCGUGAAUAGAAAAGAAGAAGAAGAAGAAGAAGACAGAAAGCUCGUGAGGCGGCCACAAACUCAGUUGCUGUGUCGCGAGGGAAACCUCCAAACAUUUUCAAGAACGGCUCAUAGCGGACUCCCUGCGAUGUCUAAAUGCAACCAUCACAACCAUCUUCUGUAGACGCACUCCAGCUGGCCGGCCCGGGUCAAAUCUGACCUCUGACCUUCUGUAGCUCUCCAAGUUCACCGUUCAUUCCGACCCCUUGGGCCUCAGUGUCCAUCUCCAAAUGCGGCUGGCCACGCUGUAGGACAGAGACUCGCUGAAAACAACCCCUCGGUGCGGUCGAAAAAACAAGAUGGACGACGGCUACAGCAACAGGACGUCUCUGGUCAAAGGCGCCAAGGACAUCGCCAAGGAGGCCAAGCGCCACGCCGCCAAGAAGGUGGGCAAGGCGGUGGACCGCGCCGCGGACGAGUACUCCUCCCAACGCCACUACAACCGCUUCGAGAACGAGGACGAUGACGAGGACCGCGGCGCCGCCGUCGCCGACGAUGACGAAGGGGCCUCGAGCGACGCCACGGAGGGCCACGACGACGAGGACGAGAUCUACGAGGGCGAGUACCAGGGGGUGCCGGCGCGCGGUGGCGACGGGAAGCCCGCCGACGGGCAGGUGGCUCUGGGUCGUCCGGACGGCCUGAAGGAGCUGGAGGAGGAGAGGAGGGCGGACGAGGAGGAGCUGGCCCAGCAGUACGAGCUCAUCAUGCAGGAGUGCGGCCACGGGAGGUUCCAGUGGCAGCUGUUCCUGGUGCUGGGCCUGGCCCUCAUGUCGGACGGCGUGGAGGUGUUCGUGGUGGGCUUCGUGCUGCCCAGCGCCGAGACGGACAUGUGUGUGCCCAACUCUGGGGCCGGAUGGCUGGGCAGUAUCGUCUACCUGGGGAUGAUGGUGGGGGCGUUUUUCUGGGGGGGGCUGUCUGACAAGCUGGGCAGGAAACAGUGCCUGCUCAUCUGCAUGUCUGUCAACGGCUUCUUCGCCUUCCUCUCCUCCUUCGUUCAGGGCUACAGCAUGUUCCUCUUCUGCCGCAUGCUCUCCGGCUUCGGAUUGGGGGGGGCGGUGCCCAUCGUCUUCUCCUACUUUGCGGAGGUGCUGGCCAGGGAGAAGAGAGGGGAGCACCUGAGCUGGCUGUGCAUGUUCUGGAUGAUCGGAGGGAUCUACGCCUCGGCCAUGGCCUGGGCCAUCAUCCCGCACUACGGGUGGAGUUUCAGCAUGGGAUCGGCCUACCAGUUCCACAGCUGGAGGGUGUUUGUGGUGGUGUGUGCCCUGCCCUGCGUCUCUGCCGUGGUGGCCAUCACAUUCAUGCCCGAGAGCCCACGCUUCUACUUAGAGAUGGGCAAGCACGACGAGGCGUGGAUGGUGCUCAAACACAUCCACGACACCAACAUGAGGGCGCGAGGAGAGCCGGAGAAGGUCUUCACGGUGAACCGGAUCAAGAUCCCCCGACCACUGGAUGAGCUGGUGGAGAUGCAGAACGAGACGGCCAACCCUGCCGCCAAGGUCCUCUACAAGAUCAGGGCCGAACUCAGAGGGAUCUGGCUCACGUUCAUGAGGUGCUUCGACUACCCGGUGAAGGACAACACCAUCAAGCUGGCCAUCGUCUGGUUCACUCUGUCCUUCGGGUACUACGGCCUGUCCGUGUGGUUCCCUGACGUGAUCAAGCACCUGCAGGCGGACGAGUACGCCUCCAGGGUCAAGAUCCACACCGACGAGCGCGUGGAGGACAUCACCUUCAACUUCACCCUGGAGAACCAGAUCCACACCAACGGGGUCUUCGUCAACGACAAGUUCAUCAGUAUGAAGUUCAAGGCUGUCACCUUCAUUGACUCGACGUUCCAGAACUGUUACUUUGAAGACGUGUCCUCUGUGGGGUCUUUCUUCAAGAACUGCAGCUUCAUCGAAGCCUUUUUCUACAACACUGAUAUUGACGACUCCAAGCUGAUUGGCUCCAGGCUGAUCAACAGCUCGUUUCAACACAACAAGACUGGCUGCCAGAUGACGUUCGAUGACGACUACAGCGCCUACUGGGUUUACUUCGUCAACUUCCUGGGCACGCUCGCUGUGUUGCCUGGCAACAUAGUCUCCGCUCUGCUCAUGGACAAAAUAGGGCGUUUGAGCAUGUUAGGGGGCUCCAUGGUCCUGUCUGGGAUCAGCUGUUUCUUCCUGUGGUUCGGCACCAGUGAGUCCAUGAUGAUAUUCAUGCUGUGUCUCUACAACGGCCUCAGUAUAUCAGCAUGGAACUCUCUGGACGUGAUCACAGCCGAACUCUACCCCACGGACAGGAGGGGGACAGGGUUUGGUUUCUGCAACGCCAUGUGCAAGCUGGCAGCUGUGAUGGGGAAUCUGAUCUUCGGUUCGCUGGUCGGCAUCACCAAGGCGAUCCCCAUCCUGCUGGCGUCGGCGGUGCUGGUGGGCGGAGGCCUGGUGGGGCUCAGACUUCCAGACACGCGUUCCAACGUCCUCAUGUAGCCCCCUCUACCUACCCCGCCCAGAUACCCCUUCCCUCUACCCCACCC